AACUUCCUUCCAGGGGAAGGAUACUCAAACUAGUUUAGUAAUAAAAUUACUUUUUUUUUUUUUUAAUAUUUUGGCUAUAUAUUCUCCAUACUUGAAUUUCAUAGGAAUUUGUAUCUUGACUUGCGUAAAGCUUCAGAAGCCAGAAUUUCUAGCUCUCUUACCACGAAUAAAAAAUUAAUCACUCCGACUUCAAAGCGGAUUCAAGCCGCAGGAGUGAGCAAGACUGAUAUACAAAGGGUUUCUCAGUUCUGCAGAUUUUAUGGUUUUGUAGUAAACAUCUACUAUAGCUAUUGGAAAUCACUUGUUUUUGUUUUAUUUCACUCGUAAUUGUACAGGUAUAGGAUGGAAGGUAAAAAACUGAACCGUUUUUAUAGUUUUCAACCAUACAAAGUUAAAAAAAAAUUUCCUCCAACAGAGACUGAGGAACAAAUACAGCUACACGUACAAGGUUCAUCUUAUCCAAAAGCAAGAAGUGGACACAGGAUAGUAGCAGAUAACAGUAACAUGUAUUCUUUUGGUGGUUAUAAUCCACAUGUAGAUAGAGAAGAUGAAGACUUAUUAGAUGACCCAUACUGGGCAGAAUCCAGUCCUUUAUUUAAAGAAUUAUGGAAGUUCAACCUAACCAGUAAAGUUUGGACAAAGCUUCAUACUAAAGGGAAAAUGCCCUCACAGCUGGCUUCUCAUGCAGCCACUAUGAUAGGCAACAAACUUUUGGUGUAUGGAGGAACAGGUGUACCAUUUGGUUCAACAAGUAGCAACGACCUUCAUGUGUGUGACUUGUCAACAUUAGAGUGGAGUCAUCUUAAAACAACUGGAACUCCCCCUAAGCCUUUGUAUGGACAAGGGGUAGCCCUCUACAAAGAAGCAUUAUAUGUAGUUGGAGGUACUUCAGGAUAUGAAUACACAAUGGAUGUCCACAAGCUUGAUUUACAUAAAAAGGAAUGGAAGCUACUUCCAGCAAAAACGACACCAGAUAGCAGGCAUGUAUCGUAUACAUUGGUGUACAUGAUUUUAAUACCUGCUUACAGUUUAAAGAAGGAACAAUGGGAACUUUUACAAACUUCUUCAGAUGGCUCAACAGAAAAUGGUUAUCCUAUGCCAAGAAGAUGUCAUGCUUGUGUACAGAGAGGAAAUGAGGUUUACAUCUGUGGAGGGAUCAAUAUAGAUACUAUUCUAUCUGACCUUUGGUGUCUUAGGCUAGACUUGUUGCAAUGGAAGAAAUUACCUACAAAACUAUCAACCCCUGUAUAUUUUCAUUCUGCUGCUCUCUCUCCAAAUGGACAACUUUUGGUGUUUGGUGGUGUCACGAAAAUUACAACUAAGAUUGUGCAUAAUGUCUUGAAUAUCACGGCUUUGAAGAGAACAAAUGAAAUACAUUCAUUAUGGCUAACUAUUCCUUCUCUACUAGAGAUAUGCUGGACAGCCUUAAAUUUUUAUUUUCCACAUCUGAAAUCUUUACCUGUUUGUCAACUUCGUGAAUUAGGAAUUCCAACAAAUUUGAUAAACAGAACUGAACCUGGGACUUAGAAAUUAACUUUUUCCAUUAAAGUGGUUGGAAUGAAAAAUAUGUUUUUUCACUUUGAUAUAACAUGUUUAUUAUUAUUGUUGAAAGCACAUUUCUUUAAAAACAAAUGAAUAACGUGAGAGAUUUGACUAUACUACAUACUCAUUAGUGUUAUGAUACAGUGACAGGAUUGUACGAUGGAAAAAAAUAUAUUUAUACUGGUUUGGAUAAAUUGAAAAGUAGUUUAGAUAAAAGCCCAGAGAUACAACUUUUGAGUGGAUCAUUUAUUUGUCUAUUGUUUAACUUUAUUACAAUGUUUCAACCAAUUACGUGACCAUCAUCAGGUAACUUUCAUCUAUUGUAUGAAAUGUUGCUUGCACAAUAGAUGACAGUUACCUGAUGAUGGCCAUACGAAUGGUUGAAACAUUGUAAUAAAGUUAAAAACAAAAAAGAAAGAAAAAAACAAUCCCCUCAGAAGCUGUAACUGGACUUUUAUUUAAAGUAUACAGUGGAUUUCUUCUCCACACAACAAGAAGAGUAGUUGUUGAAGCAAGAACAACUCCUCAAGUGUUUUAUAUGUACAAUUCAUAACUUGUUUAUUUAAUUGAGUUACUGUCAUAGAUCUUUUAUGAAGCAACAUUUCCAAAAUAGACUUUGUUCCUCCCACACUACAACUGUUAGUAGUUGUUGAAACAAGAACAGCACCAUCUUUAUGUUGUUGGAUAAAUUGAAAAUUUAUGUUGUGUUUUAAUGAAUAUAAGAAAGAUCUGGAAUUAAUACAUAUUUUUGUUUUAUGUGUACAAUUCAAGACAUUAUUUCUUCACAUUACUAUUAUAUUUCUUUUAUGAAACAACAUUUCCAAAACACUUACCUCCUUUCACUCUACAGCUAUUAAUCGAUUGCCAGGGUUUCUUCCUUUGACCAUCUAAGCAUUGUUUUGAUUCUUUUGUCGCUUGUUCCAGUCUUUUAUACCCCCACUUAGUUGCCCUUGGCAAUAUUUGUCUCGUGACACUCUCCACCUACGUCAAUGCACCUUCUAUCCUGGUACUGAAUAAAAGCACCUCAUACAGAUAAUGUUAUCACUUUUUCUCGACAGAUCAUUCACUAGUGGGUUUCUCGGUACUAUGAUUGUUGGAGAUACAGAGGCAAAUCAGAUCUUUCCUAUCCCACCUCUGAUAUCUAGUGUCGCACAACAAUCGGGGUGGUAGACAGAGGGUUUUCCUUCAGAGUGUUGGAGUGAAUUUCCUCCACUCUUGGACUUUUAUUUAAAGUAUACAGUGGAUUUCUUCUCCACACAACAAGAAGAGUAGUUGUUGAAGCAAGAACAACUCCUCAAGUGUUUUAAUGAAUAUAUAAGAAAGAUCUGUAGUUAAUACAUAUUUUUGUUUUAUGUGUACAAUUCAGAACUUGUUUAUUUAAUUGACUUACUAUCAUAGUUCUUUUAUGAAGCAACAUUUCCAAAAUAGACUUGCUUCCUCUCACUCUACAACUUCUAACAGGGUCCCUGAUGUUUUUCCCAGAUGUCAGUAGGAGAGGCACUAGCCUAUGCAGGAGCCUACUCUUAAUACCAAUUCAGAUUUGAAGUUUAGCUACUAGGGUGGGUUGAGUGUGGCCCUUCUUUUUGAUCAAUAUUGGUUAAGUACAUUGUUCAUAAAAGAGGGUCAAUUGUCUCCUCAUGAUUUUGAAUGCAGAGUAGUCCCAUCCUGGGUUCUUGGUUGAGCACAGUUUGUUCCAUGUCCUCCCCAUAAUCCCAGGGGCAAGUGGAAUUUACCCACGAGGAGUUGGGGAGUGAAGAUGAGUGUUUAUAAUUUCUGACUGGAUGAGUUCUGUUUCCUCAGGUUGAGUAAGUCAUACAAGAUCCCGUCAUUCCGAGUUUGUGGUGUUGCAUUUCGGAUUUCAGGUUUGUCCACUUGGUGUUGCUCACUUUCUUGUCGAUAUUCCAGCGGCUUGGAAUUCAUCACUUUAUGGCUACAGGUGGGGAUCCACUCAUAGGUAUGUAAAAUAUUUCUGUCCAAAUACCCUCACCACCAAUGUGGGAUAUAGGGAUCAUGGUCGUCUAAUUGCAACCCCCAGCAGUGGAACCUCGGCUAUCUGGGUGGGGCCUGGCCAGUAGUGAUGAUAAAUCAUGUAAAAUUCCACUCACAGUACAUGGAUUAAGUUCUGGGCGAACAGCAUACCUGUUGUGAAUGUAGUCCAGUUACCCCACUAGGGUGCCAAUCUUCUAUUGACACACCCAUGAUAUAUGCAGACACUUUCUGUAUGGAUAAUGCCCUCACUGGCCCCUCCCCCUUAUCAAUGUGGGAUUCUAGCUGUAGUGUGAGAAGAGGUAAGUAUGUUUUGUAAGUUAACAUUUUCUUAAAUCGAAAACGUAUUUUCAAUAAUACCUCCAUUCACACUCUCCUACCCUUCCUCCCCACUAAGAGCCAGUGUUAGAGACUGCGGAUUGGAUUCGGGCUAUCUCGAAAAAGUGAUAACUAUCUGAAUGAGUUGAUUUUAUACAGUACCAGGAUAGAGGGCUCAUUGACGUAGGUGGAGAGUCUCACGACACAGAUAUUGUCAAGGGCAAUUAAGUGGGGUGUAAAAGACUGGAGCAAGUGAGAAAAAAUCUGACCAAUUCUUAGAUGGGCAAAGUAAGAAACACUGGCAAUCGAGUAAUAGCUAUAGUGUGAAUAUUAUUGGAAAUACAUUUUCGAUCUGUUGCUUUGUUAUUUGUAUUUUAUACAUGUUAUUUAUUUGAAAAAUCAUAAUUUUCAUUAUAUCAUUGGUAAGUUUUUGCUUUGACCAAUGUUAAUGAUGAGAUAUAGCAGUUUUAAAACAUACAUUAAUGUUACUAAAAAUAGAUAUGAAGCCCAAUCUGUGAUUCUGUUUACCACAUGUGACUGAGUUAUAUCUGUUUUGGUGAAACUCUACUCCCCUGGUCAGUAGCCCUCUAUAAAGGUGAAUGAUAAUAGUAAAUAAAUAAAAAAAGACUAGACUUCC
This is a messenger RNA of Limulus polyphemus (Atlantic horseshoe crab), 4483 nucleotides long. It is a transcript of the gene slim, whose product is annotated as kelch domain-containing protein 10-like. Bases 343 to 1527 code for a protein of 394 amino acids. The record is from RefSeq and is a predicted model, not a curated record. The transcript has 9 exons. NCBI's taxonomy places the organism in Eukaryota, Metazoa, Arthropoda, Merostomata, Xiphosura, Limulidae. Gene Ontology annotation, biological process: positive regulation of stress-activated MAPK cascade. Gene Ontology annotation, molecular function: protein binding.